Messenger RNA from Prunus armeniaca (apricot), 192 nucleotides. Lineage: Eukaryota; Viridiplantae; Streptophyta; Magnoliopsida; Rosales; Rosaceae. The record is from the annotation of a GenBank genome assembly.
AUGGCUGCAGGCACUAUAUUAAGAGUGCAGAUGCUCUCUAUCCAUCCUGAGAGCCUAAUUCCUGCAGUUCUACUGAUUUUGAUGCUUGGAGCAGAGGCCAAGAAUUUUCUGGUCCAGAUAAUCAAGGACAUUAAUGCACAAGUCAUUGAAGAUCCUUCCUUGACAAAGAAUAUUGAAGGCCAGGCUGUCUAG